AUGGUUGCGAAAGCAAAAAGCAAAUCGAAGCGUCAGAAGAAGCCAAACGCUUCACUGUUGAAAGCAAAGGGUGGGAAGAAGAAGUUUUCGUUAAAGUUCUUUAUCGAAUGUAAGCACCCUGUUGAAGAUGGUAUCAUGAAAAUCCAGCAUUUCGGCAACUUCCCUAAUAAGGUGUGCUUGACUGUUGGUUUACAGGAGAACUACCUUCGUGAACGAAUCAAAGUUAACGGCAAGACCGGAAACUUCGGCAACAACAUAGUCAUGGAGGUGCAGAAAACGAAAAUUGCUCUUAGCUCGGAUGUCGCGUUCAGUAAAAGAUAUUUGAAGUACCUGACCAAAAAGUACUUGAAGAAGAACUCACUCCGCGAUUGGUUGAGGGUUGUUGCUUCCGCGAAAGACACUUACGAAUUGAGGUACUUCCAGAUCAAUGAAAGUGAAUCAGAAGCAUCUGGAGAUGAAGAAUAG
Molecule: messenger RNA, 465 nt
Organism: Soboliphyme baturini
Lineage: Eukaryota; Metazoa; Nematoda; Enoplea; Dioctophymatida; Soboliphymatidae
Source: the annotation of a GenBank genome assembly